Messenger RNA from Exophiala bonariae, 1650 nucleotides. RefSeq lists its product as uncharacterized. NCBI's taxonomy places the organism in Eukaryota, Fungi, Ascomycota, Eurotiomycetes, Chaetothyriales, Herpotrichiellaceae. The transcript has a single exon. Bases 1 to 1650 code for a protein of 549 amino acids. The record is from RefSeq and is a predicted model, not a curated record.
AUGGGCUCGAUGCCGAGCUGGAAGGAAAGCGCGCACCUUCGCCGCCAGCAACAGUAUGAAACCAUUCCACCGAGCUGGCGGCUGAAAUCCAUACCCACAGAGUUCCGGGAUACUCGCUAUGUCAUCGAGCGCUCCGGGUUACUGACUGCCCGAGAGCUCGAUAUCACAGGCACCAUCGGAGCAGGCAAGAUCCUGCGUAAGUAUGAGGAAGGAGACUGGACGGUCGAGGAGGUGGUGACGGCGUUCUGCAAGCGUGCCGCCAUCGCAACGCAAUUAAUUGGCUGUUGCACGGAGCUGAUGUUUGACGAAGCCAUCGCUCAGGCUCGCGAGUUGGAUCGCUGGUAUGCAGACACGGGCGAGCUGACGGGUCCUUUGCAUGGCAUUCCCAUCAGUCUGAAGGACAACCAUCAGGUUCGCGGUGUCGACACGACGGUGGGCUGGGUGGGCUUGCUAGGUAAACCAGAGGCAGAGGAUGGGUUGCCCGUCCAGCAAUACCGGGCGCUCGGUGCGAUCGUCUACGUCAAAACGAACGUUCCUCAAUCAAUGAUGAUGAGUGAUUCCUACAAUCACGUCUGGGGUCAGAGUCUCAACUCCCUGAGUCGGGCCCUGAUAUCCGGCGGUUCGUCUGGUGGUGAAGGCGCCUUGAUUGGUGCACGAGGCUCACUACUCGGCAUCGGCACAGAUAUCGGCGGCAGCAUUCGAAUCCCCGCGGCACUGCAAGGUCUAUAUGGUCUCUCCCCGUCCAUCGGACGGGUCCCGAACCGCGAAUCCGCCCGCGACCAGAAAUACAUUGUUCGCCCUGUCGCCGGGCCGAUGAGCAACUCACUCUCCUCGAUCGAGCUAUUCAUGGAAGCAUAUUCGACGAUCGAGCCGUGGAAGAUCGACCCUACAAUCCAGCCGAUUCCGUGGCGGUACGAGCUCGCCCUGCAGCCCAAAGACCGCCUGAAGAUCGCAUACAUCGUCGACGAUGGCGUCGUCGCACCACACCCACCGAUCCAACGGGCCGUGCGCGACGUGGUGCGCAAGCUGCGACAGUGCGGCCACGAAGUGGUCGAAUGGGAGUUCGCGUCCUCGCACCGCGCCGCCUACUACGAGCUGUGGGUGAAAGCGGUGCUCGCGGACGGGGGGCAACGGUGCGCCGACCUGUGCAAACUCGUCGACGAGCCCCUCAUCCCGGGGAUGUUGGUCGGCACUCCCGAGACGGCCCUGUCCGCGGACCAGAAGAUGGCGCUGAGCGACGAGAUCUGGGAGUACCAGGCGCAGUACCUCAAAAAGUGGAAGGACAGCGGCAUCGACGCCCUCGUCAUGCCCGUCACGCCCUGGGUCGGCAUGCGGCCCAAGCAGUGGGUCCAGUCCCAGCAGUAUGUCGGGUACACGGCGCUGUGGAACCUGUUGGACUACGCGGUCUUGACGAUGCCCGUGGGCCUCGUCGAUAGUAUGGUUGACGAUCCCGGCAGGGAUGAGGCGUGGAAGGAGUAUGGGAAGAGUCAGACCCGCGGCUUCAGCGAUGAGUUCAAUCACGCCCUGUAUCAGGAGUUGUGGGAUAAAGGCGUCGUGCAGGGCCUGCCGGUCAAUGUUCAGGUGGUCACGGGCCGUCUGGCAGAGGAGAGGGCCUUGGCUAUCGGCAAGGUUUUGGACGCUUUGCCUUGA